Molecule: messenger RNA, 990 nt
Organism: Physella acuta
Lineage: Eukaryota; Metazoa; Mollusca; Gastropoda; Physidae
Product: meiosis expressed gene 1 protein homolog
Cellular component (GO): nucleus
Source: RefSeq, a predicted model, not a curated record
GUAAGUGAAUUUCUUAUGGUUGCUAUGGCUGCAGCUGUAAGGAUGCCCACUGCUAGUCAACCAAAAUCUAUGUCAAGACCUACACAAUGGAAUGAGGAGGUUGAAGAGGCAUACAGGUUCCAACUGGCUGGAUACAGAGAUGAAAUAGAAUACAAAGAAGUUCAUAAAACAGAUCAUGUAGACAGAUGGCCCCAUAAUGGUUAUAUCAAGAAGCUUGUUCGCAGAGACGGAUGUUUUUACUACUAUGAUAAGACCCGUGAAUGCCCAGACAAGCAAAUAAAUAAAACUAAAUUGUAUGCCUAUUAAGUUUUGCUUUGUUCAAGCUAAGUCACAGUUAUUGAAGAACAUCAACACAGGAUUUGUAAACUUUUUCCCCAAAAUUUUUAUUAAACAAUCUCAAACAUGUUUAUGCUUGUAGCUCUUGCAGCAUGUCUGUUUGCAUAUUUUUUCCUUUUUUACCAUGGCACGCUUAUAAAUAUUUUAAUGGCAUUUUUACAUAGGAUUGAGUAAAAAUUAAAUGAAAGAUAUUUAGAUAACUGAUUUUAGACAGCUUGCAUUCAAAAUUUGGUCUAUUUGUAUUCCCAAAAUGGAGUUUGUUUUUAAAAUCUCUACAAUGUAGACAUUAAAAACUUUUAAGUUAUCUAAUGUGAAGGAACAAAUAAAAGCAACUUUAUUAAGGUGCUGAAAAAUUUGCUUGUUUUAAACUUUGCUGCAUUUAAUUAACAAUUUUUUUGGGUGAAAGUUAUUAUUUUGAUAAAAUGAUAAAUUUUUGACAUUAUUUUUUUGUUGUGUGUUAAUGAUUGUGGCGUGCAUCUUAAGAUAUACUAAUUUUUCAGAUUGGCUUGUGUAAAUAGCAGGUUUUUUUUAAAUUAGCCAAGUUACUUCAUUUAGAUUACAGCUGUUUUGAUCUGCCAUUUAAAGUGUAAUUUGAUUUCAGUAUGAAAGUUGCUAUGUAUGCAAUUAUGCAAUAAAGUGAAUCAGUACACUUCA